AUGGAGAAGAAAGAUCAGGCGGUACCGGCAGACGCUGCAGAUCCCGCCCAUGCACCAGCAGCUUCCGUGCGACGUCCAUCAAUAAAGGUGAAAACGCGAGAGCAGCGUCAACGACGGGCCCCGACGUCGUUCUCACCGAGUGCGGCCACCCCACUCCGGAAAAGCCGAAAGCCCGAGACUUCAAGUCCAGUAGCUAUCGGUACCUCUCUUCCUGUUGCUGCUACCCCUCCUCGUCCGGAACACAAGCGACUGGAGAAUAGGGUGAAAUCGCAGGCUCACCGGUUGCGAUACCCGUUAGCCUUUAUCGAGGCAUACGAGGCAGACGGGUGGCGCAAAUCCAGCCGAGACAAGCUCCGACCCAACAAAGAACUCGAGGCCGAACACCGCAAGAUUGUGAAAGGCAAACGCGCGCUGAUCGACGGUCUCCGUGAACUAAAGGCGCUCAAUGCACACGAUCCGGUUGUACCACCGCAGGCCGUGUUUGAAGAUGUGCAUUGCUCUCGCUGCGGCAGCACCGAUAUCGAGCCAGACAACGAUAUCUUGCUCUGUGACAGUCCCGGUUGCCAUCGCGCAUACCAUCAGAAGUGUCAGACUCCGAUCGUCUUGACUGCCAAGAUCCCAGCAGGUGCCGAACUGUGGUUUUGUGAAGUAUGUCUAUCCAUCUUUGAGUGCCUCAAGUCGAUCAACUCGGUGUUCGGAACGACGUACGAAAGCACCCAAGACCUCUUCCCCGAGCUUGCUCAGUCCGAGCAACAAGUAGCAAUGGACGAAAGCAGCACUGCCCAGCCAAGCGAGAAGAUCGUCAGUGCUCGCGCUGAUGAGGAUGAAGAUGAAGAAGAUGACGAAGACUUUGUUUGCGACGAAGGAGAGGCUGACGAGGACGAGGAUGAUGAAGACAGUGACGAGAAGGCGUCAAGCGAUGUUGCAGGUGAAGGCGAAGAAGAAAUAAGUGAGGAAGUACCCGAAGGUGUUCAAGACUUGCUCUUUCUCAACAAAGACGACGUCAUCGACCUGAAUCAUCGGUCAAUGCGGUCAAAAAGUGCAAGUCGACUACCAAAGCCCGCUCAUAAAAAACGAAGCCUUCUUGGUGAGUCGGCAGCUAAGAUCGACCGUAAAACUGGCGGACUAAUCCUUGGCGUCGUUGCUGAGCUCGAGCCGCCGUCGAAAGGCAAAUAUUCGCGCUGGCGUAUUGACUACCGUGACGGAAGCUCGGAACUGCUGACGCGGAUCAAGACCCAGGCUGCCAUAAACCGUGCUGCGGUCGAGGACCAUGACGAUGGUCAACAUGGUGAUGGAUCCGAGGGAGAUUCGGCACUGAUUGUCCGUGGAAAGCGUAAACGAAACGACGUAGACUAUCGCGAGCUGAACAGUCUCAUGUUUGCCGGCAAAGACGAAGACAGCGAAGAUGACGAGAACUUCGAGGUCAAAGAAGGCAGUGAUGGCGAAUCUGACGACGACGAGGAGGAUAACAACGACGAAGAGAAGUCGUACAACGAGGGUGGAGGUGAACAAAAGUGUGUUGAAGGCGAAGGCGUGCCGGAUCAAAAACUGACAACUGCCGUGACCGCACCGCAUGACGAAGUCUCGGAAGCGUCGGUCGUAAAGCGCAGUCAUCGCAAGCGUGAGUUCGUUGAUUACCAUUCCAUGCACGAAGGCCUGUACUCAUAG
This is a messenger RNA of Hyaloperonospora brassicae, 1668 nucleotides long. Lineage: Eukaryota; Oomycota; Peronosporomycetes; Peronosporales; Peronosporaceae. The record is from the annotation of a GenBank genome assembly.